GAUCCUCUCAUAAGUAAAUGCGCUGCGUGUCCUCGUGAUGACCAGCAUACGAUACCCCCAUGAAGCGAUGAUGAGAGCUGUUUGAGAGUCGAUCCCUGAUUCUCAACAUAGAAGAGGAACAAAACAACCAGCCAAAGAAGUGAGGAAAGAAGAAAAGACAACAAAAUGCGCCCACUCCUCAGCCUCUUUGGCGCUGAUCCUUCACUUGAUCACCAGCAUCCCUUCGAAACCUCAUGGUGCCUACCACCCCUCGUGCUCGCUGGAUACCGCGCCAUUGUCGCCAUCUACAUCUUCUUCUGCAUCUUCUUCAUCUUCGGCUGGUAUGCUACCCAUGACGAGGACGCCACGAUCGGCCAGUCCUUUAGCUACUUCACAUGGCUGAACUUCUGGGGCAUGGGCUUCUACUUCCUCGUCGCAUCGAUCCAUACCUUUGUCUACGCGGCGAUAGGGCGAUCUGCGAUCUUCAAUAAACUGCCGCGAGCCUUCAUUGGCCUUCACAGCCUGUUCUAUACCUGCGUCACAACGUUUCCGUUCCUGGUUGUGAUUAUCUUCUGGGCGAUUCUGUAUUCGGGAAGUUGGUAUACGUAUUGGUUUGGUGCUUGGAGUAAUAUCUCUCAACACGGCCUAAUCGGCUUUUAUGCGCUCCUCGAAGUCUUCCUCACCACCACCCCACCCCACCCACUUCUCCACCUGGCCUUCCUCAUCCUACUACUUCUCCUGUACCUCGCUCUCGCCUACCUGACUCACAAGACCGAGGGCUUCUAUACAUACAGCUUCCUGGACCCCGGCAACCGCGGUCAGCACAGCGGCAAAGUGGCCGGCUACGCCUUUGCGAUUCUGGCUGCUAUCAUCGUUAUCUUCGCUGUGACUUGGUUCCUGAUCUGGUCACGACGGAAGCUGACGGGUGGGCGGAUCAAGAGGGCGAGGAAGGAUCGGGAGCUGGUGUAUUCGAAUCAGCGGGGGCGUUUGGGUCGUCGCAGGGGUAUGAGAAGUGAUCCUGUGAAGCGGUUUAGUCUAGAUAGGGUUAUUUAUUUUCAAUUCUUGGGUUUGUUUAGAAAAUUCUGUGGAGGAUUUGGUUUCUGAUGUACGCGAUGCUUGUUCUUCAUGUGUUAAUAUUUGCUUUUCCCUACCUGACUGGAACUGUGAACCCUAAUGAUCAUUGAUACCCUGCAAUUACAUAUGUACAUCAAUUGAUUUAUAGUCAUGCCUGUGUCGGACU
Talaromyces proteolyticus is the source of this 1219-nucleotide messenger RNA. RefSeq lists its product as uncharacterized. Gene Ontology annotation, cellular component: membrane. Lineage: Eukaryota; Fungi; Ascomycota; Eurotiomycetes; Eurotiales; Trichocomaceae. The transcript has 2 exons. The record is from RefSeq and is a predicted model, not a curated record. Bases 166 to 1083 code for a protein of 305 amino acids.